AGAAGGCGGAGAGCGAAGAAUGCCGUGUAGACUGCAGCUUCAUAUUUGUUAGUGACUGUGCAACGCUAUGUGGUCUAUUAUAUUUUUAGGGUCCCUGGUUGUCCUUGUGGAUUUGGGUCGUGGUCAGGACAUCACCUUUGAUGGGUACAUUCGUGACUUUGCUGUUGGCAACAGCUCACUCUACGCCCUAACGGAUGACUAUCUCUACAAGGUGAGCCACAAUUUGGCUCAAAUUACCGACAAGAUAUCUCAGAGAGGAAUACUUAAUAGGCCUGACGGCAAAUUUGAGAGAAGCACUGGAAGUAGUCCUGUUUGGAACGCAACUUACAAGGUGAACAUGUUGGUGCCAUUCAUCAAAAAUAACACCUUAAUCACCUGUGGAAGUAUCAUAUGCGGGUACUGUGAAGUGUUAGAUAUCAACGACAUUUCCAAGUCUGUGCAUUACGAGCAUCUUGAAGUUAGCCCAAACGGCUCGGCCAUUGGAUUUGUGGUCGAUAUUGAGACAAAAAAUAAAUUAGAGACGUAUGUCUUUGCAGCGAGUAUGAUGUCAACCAAAACGGUGUGUCCUCCUGCUAAUUCUGUGGUUACCUUGAGAAACACUAACGAUAAACAGACUGGAGAGAUAUUCUCUGAUAUUGACCAAGACCAGUCACCUGCAAAAAUUACCACCGAGGAUAGAAGUUUCAAUUUUGUUGACGGCUUUCAGAAUGAUAAAUAUAUAUAUUUGUUCCGAAACCAUCGGAACGGUUUCGUGUCAGUACAACUUAUUUGGCUCGAGGUCAAGACAAACAAGAAGGAUACUAUUGGAUCUCUGCAAGGUGCGAAGCUUCAGUGCUGCGCGGACCAAGAUCGCUCGCUACUACUCUCAUCCUCCUUGAUUCCUGGCGGUCCACCAGUGCUCUGGGCCGGUGUUUUCACGAGGAAUGACACGAGCGAUCCCGUGAAUACCGUGCUUGCCAUUUAUGACAUCAGUCCGGGUAAAGGACCCGACCCGAUCUUCUGCAGUAACCAGCUUUGCAAGCCAAAAUCCGAACCCGAGAUCAUCAGGCUGCAUCCAAAGUCUGUGGUGUUUCAGUACAAGUCCAUGACCUCGGUCCUGGCAUUGAGACAGGGCUCCUGGGUGGUGUUCUUCAUCGGGACAGGAGACGGUCAACUCAUCAAGCUUGCUGUGGACAAGAACUACAAUUCCUCCUGUCCCAGAGUUCUGUUCAGGUCAGACAAUGAUGUCCAAGUGUUUCCCAGGAUGCACCUGGACCCAGUGGACCCCAGACACAUCUACAUGGUUCUAGGGAAUCAGAUGAAGCGUGUCCCUGUGGCUACAUGUGGUCUUUACGUCUCUUCUAAAGACUGCUGGUCUUCCGAGGACCCAUUCUGUGGCUGGUGUGAGUCUAAGAGAAGCUGCACAUUUAAGGAGGACUGCUCGAAUUCCACAUGGAUCUCCAUUCCUGAUGAGUCCAAGCAGCAGCAGAUCUCUCACCAGCUGCAGAGAAGCAGCACUGGACAGAUAAACCUUACCAUCCAGGUCCAUCUCAGUGUAGUAGGGCCAAUACCUGCAUUUGCCUGUAACCUUGUCCCAGGAAAAGCGUUAUGUUACCCAUUAUUCCUCACUUGCACCUGCCUGCUCUCCAGGGACAUGCUAUCUAUCCUAGGUAUGUUUGUGAAGGUCAGACUGGGGAGCGAACAGCUGAAGAAGGAACUGAAGCUGGUUAACUGUUCAGGCAUCACAGGACCCCCCACGUUCGACCUGUGUUCCAGGUGUGUAUCAGCCGGCUGUAGCUGGAGGAACCAGAACUGCUCCUGGACACCACAUCCAGCGCACACACACCUCACACAGGAGCCGGUGUGCCAGAUGGAUCAGCCAGGGCUGGACUCUCAGCCAGAGAUCUUCUCUAUCGAGCCCGAGGAGGUGUCCUUCCAUGGCUGGAACCACGCCCUCCUGACAGGAAAUAACCUCAGUCACGUGACCAGAGUUCGCAUCCAGGGACGCUUCGACUGCUCUCCGAAGGAGUCCCCAGUGUGGAGAAAUACUGGAUCUAAUCUGACGUUUCACAUACCUGGUGGAGAAAAAGGCUUGGUCAGGGUGUGUCUGGUACUUUCUGAUGGCAGCUGUCAUGGAACUGGUCAUGUGACUUACAUUUCCUCACCUUCCUGCUCCGAACUGACGCCUUCCACCACUUGGGAAAGUGGGGGGCGCAGCAUCAGGGCUCGAGGUAUAUACCUGGGCUUAGUGGAGGGCGUCGUCCAUGGCAACUCCCCUCAUGUCACGGCAACCAACUACAGCGCGGGGGAUUUGUUGUUCUACACACCACCCAUGGACCAUUCCGAGUUGCCCAUCAACGUCACUUUGAAAGUAGCCAAUCACAGUGUGUUCUGCCGUCCACUCACGUUCCAGCCGGACCCAAAGUUUAUCAGCUUCACCCACACAGCCACAGGAAACCACCUGCGGGUCACCAUCCAGAAAAAGGCAGACAAGCUGAACAUCUCCAAGUCAGAGCUGACCGUGCUGGCGGUGGAGGAUGAGAAGGAAUACGAGUGCGUCCUGGAAAUCAUAGAGACCAGCAACGGGACCGACUCCAUCGACUGCGAUAUCCUGAACAAACCCAACGCAAAGAUAGACUUUCUACGGAUAAAGUAUGGAGGUGUCGAAAUCCGUUUGCAGUCACAACAGCAAAGCGGGGCUCGUCUGGCACUGCUGAUUGUACCUGUCCUUGUUGUGAUACUAUUAAUCGUUUUAGGAGUGGUGUGUGUUUAUCGGAACAAGCAGAUAAAACUAACAGCCAAGAUGAACGAACGUUUGGAGUUGUUGGAAAGUGACAUCAGACAGGAAAUUAGACAAGGUUUUGUGGACCUGCAGACCGAUCAUUCAGAUUUAAUAGAAAACGUGGGUGCCAUUCCAUUCCUUGACUACAAGCACUUUGCUUCCAGAAUCUUCUUCCCUGAGGGUGGACCUGUCGCAACAUCGAUUGUCAAAGAUAUUGGUCAGGACGCGGUGAAGGUGCGUCUGGAACAGAGCUGCCAGGCCCUGUCUACUCUCAUCCAAGACCAGCUCUUCCUCACCUCCAUGGUCCACGCUCUGGAGGAGCAGAAGAACUUCAACAUCAAAGACAAGUGUACGGUAGCAUCCUUGCUGACUGUGGCCCUGCAUGGUGACCUUCAGUACCUGACCAAUGUGAUGGAGGAUCUCCUCAGAGCCCUGAUGGACCAGCCCAGUAACAACCAGCCCAAACUACUGCUGCGGCGCACCGAGUCCAUAGUGGAGAAACUCCUAACCAACUGGAUGUCUAUCUGUCUCUAUGGCUUCCUCAGGGAGAGUGUUGGCCAGCACCUGUUCCUCCUGGUCAGUGCUCUGACCCAGCAGAUAUCCAAGGGACCCGUGGACUCAGUCACGGAGAAGGCUCUGUACACGCUCAACGAGGACUGGCUGCUGUACCAGGCCCCGGACUUCACUCCUCUGAAGCUGAAGGUGCUGUUUGCAGUGGGCACAGAGGGUGAGGUGAGUGACCCCUUGGAGGUAGCAGCUCUGUCCUGUGACACAGUGGAGCAGGUCAAGGAGAAGAUACUCGUGGCCCACAAGAACAAGUUUGGGUUCCCCUACAGCUCGCCACUCAGGGACAUCCACAUAGAGUACGAGCGGGACGGCAGGUUUGUGCCUCUCCAGGAGGUGGACUCCUCCUCUGAGGUCUUGGGAGACGUGACCAUGCUCAACACACUCAGGCACUAUCAGGUAUCAGAUGGAAUGACUAUCAAGGUGCUCUCUCGGAGGACCCACCCCCCUCUGAGCCCGCAGGACAGCCUGAAAGAUGAUCUGAACUUCUCUGCAAAGUACUUUCAUCUAAUUGACCCAGAGGUCGACCAGGACCAGAGGAAAAACCCAGAGAGAAAGAAGCUGAAGUUAAAGGAAGUACACCUCACCAAACUGCUGUCCACCAAGGUGGCCGUGCAUUCGUUCGUAGAGAACCUCUUCAGAACCAUCUGGGGAACGACCAAUGGGAACGCACCGUGUGUUGUCAAAUACUUCUUUGACUUCCUGGAUGUGCAGGCGGAGAGCAAGAGGAUCUUGGACCCCGAUGUGACACACAUCUGGAAGACCAACAGCCUGCCCCUUCGUUUCUGGGUGAACAUCUUGAAGAACCCCCAGUUUGUGUUCGACAUGGAGAAAUCUUCCCACCUGGACAGCUGCCUGUCUGUUAUCGCCCAGGCCUUCAUGGACUCCUUCUCUCUCAGCGAGAUGCAACUAGGCAAGCAUGCUGCAACCAAUAAACUGCUGUAUGCCAAAGACAUCCCACUUUACAAACAGGAAGUAAAGGCCUAUUACAAGCAAGUCAAAGACCAGCCUAAAAUGACAAGCUCUGAAUUCAAGGAUUUCCUGCUUGAGGAAUCAAAGAAACACGAAAAUGAGUUCAAUGAAUCUGAAGCCCUCCGGGAACUCUACAAAUACAUGCAGAGAUACUUUGACGAUAUCAAGCUGAAGCUCGAGCAGAAUGGUGCCCCUGCCGAACUCCAGCAGCAGCUGCAGAGCGUCAAAGUCCUGUUUGAUUCCCUGAAGAGCAGUUCCUGGGACUGAGCUCCCUCCCUCCUCUACAAGCCGACCUACAUGGCUAGGUCUGAUAUAGGUGCCGUCGCAACCCCCUCUGCUGUUCCCAGAAGACCUGGCCCCUCAGGACGAGGGCCUGGCGGGUCUGACGGUGAAGGAGAGGAAGAUUUGGAGGGACUUGUCCCUCCCUGAGGGGAUGGAACUGUCUUGGCAUUGUGGCGCUAUGCAAAACAUACAGUUGAAGUGUUCUGUCUUAUGCUUCGUGCUUGCUUUUGAACUUUCUCUUUUUAAUAUUCGGAAAUGUAAACAGGGACAGAAAUACAGCAAGCAUGUAUUUUGACUAAUAUUAGUUUUUCUUAAUUUCUUUUAUAAACAACAAAUAACCUAUCCACCCACCCAACCAAACUUGGACACUCACCUACAGGAGUAGGAAGAUUAAAUGAAAAACAACAAAGAAAAAACACUUUUCAACUGCUAAUUAAAGUCCAAAAUAUACUUUAUUCAUGAAAUACUUACAAUAUCUAGUAUUAUAAGCAAUGUCAUGCCAUUUUAUCACACCUUAUCACAGUGUUUCAAAAGAUGCAACAUGUCACGAAAUGCCUUUGGAAUGUUUUAAAGAGUAAUGCCUAUGUAAAGAAUUGAUACACAUAUGCUUUUUAAAGACGGUAAAAAAAUAAAUGGUUAAGAACACUGGUUUGCUAACUCAAAGCUACUAGCAGAGUAAUGUCAAAUGCGUACAUUGUGUAUCUGUGAAAGUGAAACUUGUGUUUUGUUUUCUAAAUUAAAUAUGUAUUUUCUC
Molecule: messenger RNA, 5333 nt
Organism: Osmerus eperlanus (European smelt)
Lineage: Eukaryota; Metazoa; Chordata; Actinopteri; Osmeriformes; Osmeridae
Gene: plxnc1
Product: plexin C1
Exons: 31
Coding region: 68-4564 (1498 amino acids)
Biological process (GO): negative regulation of cell adhesion; regulation of GTPase activity; positive regulation of axonogenesis
Cellular component (GO): plasma membrane; semaphorin receptor complex
Molecular function (GO): protein binding; semaphorin receptor activity
Source: RefSeq, a predicted model, not a curated record